Molecule: messenger RNA, 5612 nt
Organism: Pseudomyrmex gracilis
Lineage: Eukaryota; Metazoa; Arthropoda; Insecta; Hymenoptera; Formicidae
Product: sodium channel protein para
Exons: 20
Coding region: 88-4089 (1333 amino acids)
Biological process (GO): neuronal action potential; sodium ion transmembrane transport; membrane depolarization during action potential
Cellular component (GO): voltage-gated sodium channel complex; plasma membrane
Molecular function (GO): calcium ion binding; voltage-gated sodium channel activity
Source: RefSeq, a predicted model, not a curated record
UGUUUACAAGGCUACGGCGAAAAUCCGAAUUACGGCUACACGAGUUUCGACACCUUCGGCUGGGCGCUGCUCUCCGCCUUUCGUCUCAUGACUCAGGAUUACUGGGAGAAUCUCUAUCAGCUGGUGCUUAGAUCGGCCGGACCGUGGCACAUGCUCUUUUUCAUCGUCAUCAUCUUCCUCGGAUCCUUCUAUCUCGUGAACUUGAUCCUCGCUAUUGUCGCGAUGUCGUACGACGAGUUGCAGAAGAAGGCGGAGGAGGAGGAAGCCGCCGAGGAGGAAGCCAUAAGAGAAGCCGAGGAGGCCGCACAAGCGAGGGAGAACAAGAUCGCGGCGCGAGAAGCUGCCGCGCGAGAAGCGGCCGCGGCGCGAGAAGCAGCCGCGACCGAGGCCGCGGAACAGAUCGUCAAGUCGCCGUCGGACUUCUCGUGCCACAGUUACGAACUUUUCGUCGGCCAGGAGAAGGGCAACGACGACAACAACAAGGAGAAGAUGAGCAUACGCUCGAUCGAGUCGGCGAGCGAUCCCAGGCACGUCAAGCAGAUCAACAACAACCACAGCGCCAGUAAAGUGCGAAAAGUCAGCGCCGUCCCUCGCGCCGCUAAUGGCCAGUUUACUUAUGCCUACCAGGAAAGCCUGCGGAAGGCGAGCCUGAGCCUACCCGGCUCACCGUUCAAUCUGCGCCGCAGCAGUCGUGGCAGCCAUCAGUUCACGAUACGCAAUGGCCGCGGCCGAUGCUUCGUACCGCCCGGCGGCGACCGGAAGCCCCUGGUCCUGUCGACGUAUCUGGACGCCCAGGAGCAUCUGCCUUACGCCGACGACUCGAACGCGGUCACGCCGAUGUCCGAGGAGAACGGCACGAUCGUGGUGCCGGUGUACUACGCGAAUCUCGGCUCGCGUCACUCGUCCUACACCUCGCACGCCUCGCGACUCUCCUACACGUCCCACGGCGACCUGGCGUUCCCCGGUAUACGCGGCAUUGACAGCAUCGGCAAGCAGAUCACCAAGCAGGAUCAGAUACUCAGGAAUCGCUACAACAAGCAGACCACCCCCGCCAACGGCCACGUCACGGACAACAAUCAGAAGUCCUAUCACUUUGAAACCGACCUGGAGGAUUCCAUGGGCAAGACCAAGCAACAAGACAAUCCGUUUAUCGAACCGUCUCAGCAGCACGCUGUGGUCGACAUGAAGGAUGUAAUGGUGCUAAACGACAUCAUUGAACAGGCCGCCGGUCGUCAGAGUCAGACGCCGGAGCAAGGAGUUUCGACCUAUUACUUUCCGACAGACGACGAUGAAGAGGAGCCUACGUUCAAGGACAAGUUAUUGGCCGGUUUAUUCCGGUGCAUCGACAUCUUUUGCGUCUGGGAUUGCUGUUGGGUCUGGCUGGAGUUUCAAAAGUGGGUGUCCUUGUUGGUGUUUGAUCCGUUCGUAGAACUUUUUAUCACACUUUGCAUCGUCGUUAACACGCUCUUCAUGGCGCUCGAUCAUCACGACAUGGACAAGGAAAUGGAGAGAGUGCUUAAAUCCGGCAAUUACUUCUUCACGGCGACAUUCGGCAUCGAAGCGACGCUGAAGCUAAUAGCGAUGAGCCCGAAGUAUUAUUUUCAAGAGGGUUGGAACAUCUUUGAUUUUAUCAUCGUCGCUCUCUCGCUUCUGGAACUAGGUCUGGAGGGCGUGCAGGGUUUGUCGGUGUUGCGAUCGUUCAGAUUGCUGAGAGUGUUCAAACUGGCGAAAUCGUGGCCUACGUUGAAUCUGCUCAUCUCCAUCAUGGGUAGAACGGUGGGCGCGUUGGGUAAUUUGACGUUUGUGUUGUGCAUCAUUAUCUUCAUCUUCGCCGUGAUGGGCAUGCAGCUCUUCGGCAAGAAUUACGUCGACCACGUCGACUACUUCCCGGACGGCGAUAUGCCCAGAUGGAACUUCACCGAUUUCAUGCACUCGUUCAUGAUCGUUUUCCGGGUGUUGUGCGGAGAGUGGAUCGAGUCCAUGUGGGAUUGCAUGCUCGUCGGCGACGUGUCUUGUAUACCUUUCUUCUUGGCCACCGUCGUCAUCGGUAACUUGGUCGUCCUGAAUCUCUUCUUAGCUCUGUUGCUCAGCAACUUCGGCUCGUCGAAUCUGUCAGCCCCGACCGCGGACAACGACACCAACAAAAUCGCGGAGGCGAUCGAUCGAAUAGCGCGUUUCAUUAAGUGGAUCAAGCGAAAUGUUCUUUACAUUGCUAAGUUGAUGCGAGCCAAAUUCACCAAUCAGAUAUCCGAUCAGGCGCCAGGUGAGGGACCGUCCAACAGUUGGAAAGAAGAUGGGAUUGAUCGCGAUGGGGACCUAGAUCUUGCAGAUGGUGAGUUAGACGCGUACAGAGACAAGAAGAGCGCCAAAGAGCUCAAUCAACUCGAGGUAGCCAUCGGUGACGGAAUGGAGUUCACCAUUCACGGAGAUCUGAAGAACAAACUGAAGAGGGGCAAGCUGUGCAUGAACAAUACGAAAGUUAUCGCGAACUCGAUAAAUCACCACGAUUUCAGACUGGACAACGAUUACAUCAAUCAGAACGAGGACGACACCAUCAGCAACAAGUCGUACGGCAGUCACAAAAAUCGAGCGUUCAAAGACGAGAGUCACAAAGGCAGCAUGGACUCGCUGAACGGCGAGGAGAAGAAAGACGCGAGCAAGGAAGAUUUAGAACAGGAAGAAGAUCUGGAAGACGAGGACGAGGAAGGUGAAGAGUUCGAUGGAGUGAUCAUACAAGCGGACGACGAUCCUAUUCAGCCCAAUUAUCCGGCCGAUUGCUGUCCGGAAAAUUGGUACAAGAAAUUUCCGUUUCUGGCCGGUGACGACAACGCUCCUUUCUGGCAGGGCUGGGCGAUUUUGCGUUUGAAGACGUUCCGGCUGAUCGAGAACAAAUAUUUCGAGACUGCCGUCAUCGUGAUGAUUCUUCUGAGCAGCUUGGCCUUGGCCUUGGAGGAUGUUCAUCUUCAACGUCGACCUAUCCUGAUGGAUGCGUUGUAUUACAUGGACAAAAUAUUCACUGUGAUCUUCUUCAUCGAAAUGUUGAUCAAAUGGCUUGCUCUAGGAUUUAGAAAGUAUUUCACAAACGCCUGGUGCUGGCUUGACUUUAUCAUCGUCAUGGUAUCGCUCAUUAACUUCAUAGCGUCUCUCUGUGGCGCUGGCGGGAUUCAAGCCUUCAAAACAAUGCGGACCCUAAGGGCCCUAAGGCCGCUCAGGGCGAUGUCUAGAAUGCAGGGAAUGCGGGUAGUUGUUAACGCUUUGGUCCAAGCCAUUCCAUCCAUCUUCAACGUGUUGCUGGUAUGCCUUAUUUUCUGGCUUAUAUUCGCCAUCAUGGGGGUGCAGCUGUUCGCUGGCAAAUAUUAUAAGUGUGUCGACGCAAACAAGACGACAAUCAGUCAUGAGAUAAUACCGGAUCGGAACGCGUGUUACGCGGAGAAUUUCACGUGGGAAAACUCGCCGAUGAAUUUCGAUCACGUCGGUAAAGCGUACCUAUGCCUAUUCCAAGUGGCAACUUUCAAAGGGUGGAUUCAAAUCAUGAACGACGCGAUCGACUCCAGGGAGAUCAACAAGCAGCCGAUUCGCGAAACGAACAUUUACAUGUAUCUUUACUUCGUGUUUUUCAUUAUAUUUGGAUCGUUUUUUACCCUCAACCUGUUUAUUGGUGUGAUCAUCGACAACUUUAACGAACAGAAGAAGAAAGCCGGUGGUUCCCUCGAGAUGUUCAUGACGGAGGAUCAGAAGAAAUAUUACAACGCCAUGAAAAAAAUGGGCAACAAGAAGCCUCUGAAAGCAAUUCCUCGACCGAGGUGGCGUCCGCAAGGGAUAGUGUUUGAAAUAGUGACGGACAAGAAGUUCGAUAUGAUAAUUAUGCUGUUUAUCGGGCUGAACAUGCUCACAAUGACAUUGGACCAUUAUCAACAGAGCGAAACGUUCAGCAAUGUUCUGGACUAUCUCAACAUGAUAUUCAUUGUGAUAUUCACCAGCGAGUGUCUCAUGAAGAUCUUCGCUCUGCGCUACCACUACUUCAAGGAGCCGUGGAACCUCUUUGAUUUUGUUGUUGUUAUAUUGUCAAUAUUAGGUAAUGUAACGUAAUGGUUACUUCAGUCGUAUGAUCCGAGCGAAACGAAAAAUCAAAUGUUGAACAAAGAUAACGGCCUGUUGGCUUCCUUUCUUUUCUCGCUACGUUUUCGAUCUAAUCUACGUAAUAAGCGGGAAUGACACACGUAAUACAUCCUUCGCCUUGUAACAUGUCUAUCUCUCUUUAGAGUAGUAUCACAUUUCUCACGGAAAGGGACAAAAUCGAAAUGGCAUGCCACGCUGUAAUGUUAUUCUCUCUCUCUCUCUCUCUCUCUCUCCCACUCUUCCGUGCUUAUCUACCAUAGUGCACGCAAAAACAAAAUCUCUUUUUCGAUCGAUCAAGUGAACAGGCCCAACGUUUCGCUCGUGUCUCAACGACUGAUAGAUGUCAUUACGUUACGUAGCCUUACAUUGAUGUGUCACCAAACCUCUCUCGCCCCUAACCAUAAAAAAAAAAAAAAAAAUCAUCGCUCCCUUACCCCAAUAUUUCGUCCUAUAAUCCUACCUAUGAGUUGUUGGUGUUCAGAAUCGAAUCGCUGAGUUUGGGCGUUGCAUUUUUUUUUUUUUUUAAAUAAAAUCUUGUAUCAAAAACUUGAAUGAGACAAAAUUUGGCGUAAUCGAAUUCACGAAGUUUUGAAAAAAAAAAAAGUUCUCUCAGAUUUCAAAUAGAACAAACAUAACGUCAUUGCUCCAGCCAUUCGACUUGCUAAUCAAUGUUGCAACAAUCAUUAAAUCCAAGCGUCCGGUAAGAUCGGGUCUGUAUAAAGUAGGUCUUAGGUCGAUUAGAGCCUCCAUUUACGAAUCAUAGUGUUUUUAUAACAAAGAGUUUGAGAUUUUUUUGAAUUUGUUUGUUCAAAAAUUUUCUUCCAUAAGGCACUGCAUAAAACUACGAGUAACAAGGCUAUACGAUAGAAAGCUUCUCUCUGAAUAAUUUUCGAUUAUCUGUGCUUUCAGUCGAAGUUUUUCAACUCUUUCUCUAGUGUCUUAGAACGCGCAUGAACUUUUUUUUCUUGAGGAUUUAUGAUGCACUUUCUGAAGCGAACGAAUCAGUGCCGAGUGAACUUUUUAUUAUAGUAUUUCGAGGGAUUUGUGUUUAUUUAUUUAUUUUUUUUCUAUCGGAGGAACGUGUAAUUUUUAUACAAUUCUUCUGCUAAUUAGUCUGCGAACGAUCUUUAGAGAUCGAGAUACUUGAAGUUUUCUUCUAAAUCGCACCCGUUAAUUCCCUAGUUUUACACAGCGAUUAGAUGAUCCCAACGCAUGAUCCCGAAUUUAAAUUAGAGUCCAACGAUCAUGCACGAGAACUUCACACGACCGGAUUUGUGUGUCAUUUGUGCACCUUGACGAUAUAUACCAUUUGCACCUUUGCUUUUUUUGUCUUUGAUGUUUGACAUCCGACCGAUGAGAGAGUCCUCGCUCACGUGAAUUUUGUUUUAAAUCCCGACAGGUCUGGUGCUCAGUGACAUUAUUGAGAAAUACUUCGUGUCGCCGACCUUGCUUCGUGUGGUGAGAGUGGCAAAGGUCGGUCGUGUGCUUCGACU